AAUUUACGUUUCUGGUAGGGAAUUUCACUUUUAUAUGGAUGGAAGUUGAAGAAGAGACAGCUAUUUGUGAGUAUUGCGAUAAAUCUGGCAUCCGAGAGGAUUUCUAUUCAAAUAGCAAGCGUUUCUGUAGUGCUGCUUGCUCUCACAGUUUUUCUGCGCAACAUCGUUUUAACAAGCACCAAACUGCGCCUAAACUUAAUCCCAAAAAGACACGGAAUUUGCAACUUCCCUCCGAAUCAGAAAGACAACAGUGCAUCAGCAUGGGGUUCGAUUGGGGGGCAUAUUUGGUGAAUAAAAAAUCCUCUGCUGCCACGGUAGAACUUUUUCAACAUUCUCCUAUGUCAGCACAUUGGGGCGAAAUCGGCUCUGGGAUGAAAGUCGAAGUUCUAAAUCUAGAUUGUAAUUUGAAUACUAAAGUAUUUUGGAUUGCGUCUGUCGUCCAAGUAGCCGGUUACAAAGCUAAAUUACGAUAUGAAGGCUUUGGUGAAGAUGCUUGCUGCGAUUUUUGGUGCAAUUUAUGCACUUUAGAUGUUCAUGCUGUUGGUUGGUGUGCUACAAUAGGAAAACCUCUUGUUCCUCCCCAAACAAUUCAACAUAAAUACACAAAUUGGAAAACGUUUUUGGUUCGGAGAUUAACAGGCGCUAAAACGUUGCCGAAUGAUUUUCAGCGUCGUGUUAUUGAAAGUGUGAAGUCUCAGUUUCUUACAAAUAUGAGGUUAGAGGUCGUGGACAAAACUAAAAUUUCACGAAUGCGAAUUGGAAUCAUAGAAGAAAUAGUUGGUGGGCGCUUACGACUACGUUACGAGGACUCAGACUAUGUAAAUGAUGAUUUUUGGUGUCAUUCGCAAUCUGCGUUGAUUCACCCCAUCGGGUGGUGUGAGAGAGUCGGCCAUAAGAUUCUUGUCGCUAGCAAAGACUACAAAAACAAAAAGGGAUUUAAAAAUGCAAAACAAGAGCUUUUUCCUGCAGUAAAACAAGUUAAAAGUUGCGGUUUCAAACCGGGAAUGAAAAUAGAAGCAAUCGACCCAUUAAAUUUAAGUGCGAUUUGUGCUGCAACUGUCAAAAAAGUUCUUAAAAACGGGUAUUUAAUGAUCGGAAUAGAUGGCUCGGAAGCAGCUGAUGGCUCUGACUGGUUUUGCUAUCAUUGUACGGCCCCCUCUAUAUUCCCAGUCGGAUUUUGCAUUGAGAAUGGAAUUUCAUUAAGCGUACCGAACGCUUAUAAAGAUUCCUUCACUUGGGAGACUUAUUUGAAUGAAACGUCGAGCUCGGCGGCGCCGGUUGAAUUAUUCGACAGAGAUUUACCAGAUCACGGGUUCAAACGAGGAAUGAAGUUAGAAGCUGUUGAUUUAAUGGAGCCGAGGUUAAUAUGCGUUGCCACGGUAACACGAAUCGUUGGCCGUCUUUUACAUGUACAUUUUGACGGCUGGGAAAAUCAAUAUGACCAGUGGGUCGAUUGUAACUCACCUGAUAUUUACCCUGUAGGGUGGUGUGAGUUGGUGGGUUGUGAACUCCAAGCACCCCCUAAUAUGCUCGUUCCCGAAUCGGGGGCCGCUAAAAAGAAGAAAAAGCUUACCGGACAAACAUUUGGAAUUAAAAAGAAACGUAAAAAGUCCGCAGCAGCACAAAAAAAGCCUUCUAUUGUCACUGAAGCGGAACAAAAAUCUGAACAAAUUAUAGAAGAGGCCAAAACGGAAAAAAUGGAAACUGAACCAACGGAGGGAAUCACGACACCAGCAGAUAGUGAAAAAGAUGUCAAAGAUGAUGAGAAAAUAUCGGGAAAACCAGAAAAUAUUCCUGAAGAGGCUGAAAUUAUCCUGGAAACACAAGAAUCGCCGCAAAGGGAAGUAAUGGAAUCAGUUCAUGUAAAUAAUGAAUCGAAAGAGGAAAUCGGAGAAAAAGAGGAACAAUCAUCUUCUAAUGUGGAGGAAAAAGAUUCCAAUGAAACACCAAAGGAUGAAAAUAUGACAGAAAAUGAUGAAAAUUUAAAAGAAAUAAAUGCAAAUGCCAAGGAAGGUGAUGAAAGUUCUGAAGAAAAUCAUGAAAACCAUAAAAAAUUGGAGGAAACUGAGACCAAAGCGAUUGAAAUUGAACAGCAAGAUGGGAAGACUGAAGAAGAUGACACAGAAAAUAAAGAAAUAAUGGAAGAAGUGCCUGAAACACAAGAGGAAAAGCCGCAGAAUAGUGAAGAAACUGGGAAUGUGGAUAAUAUAAUGAACGAAAAAGCGAAUGAAAAUCCAGCGGAAGAAACACAGCAAGAAGAGGAAAAGCAAUGA
Styela clava is the source of this 2273-nucleotide messenger RNA. Lineage: Eukaryota; Metazoa; Chordata; Ascidiacea; Stolidobranchia; Styelidae. The record is from RefSeq and is a predicted model, not a curated record.